Symbiodinium necroappetens is the source of this 414-nucleotide messenger RNA. NCBI's taxonomy places the organism in Eukaryota, Dinophyceae, Suessiales, Symbiodiniaceae. The record is from the annotation of a GenBank genome assembly.
AUGUUCAAGUCCCAGCAGAAGCUGAAGCUCACGAGUGCCGACGCGAUCUACUGCUUCGUCUCCGGACACUGCAACAACACGCAGGUUACUGAAAAGACAACGAUGCAGGAAGCGGAAGGCAUCUGCAACAAGCUUUAUGGACAGAGGUGGACAGAACUCGGCUGGAAGGACUACAUGGCGGUGCUGGCACGUGCCCUGGAGGUUGCGACCAAGCACCACAUCCCCAAGGAGUGGAACUUCACCGGAUGGGGCUCCCUCGUUAAAAUCGCCCGUCAUGAGGCCGGGAUUUCAGCAAUGACUGCGUGUGCAAUGGGAAACUUCCAGUGCGACGUCACCUACUGCCAGAUGAACUAUUGCCACAACGACCGAUUCCGAGCAAAGUUCGGAAACUUUUCGUGGUCGUAUCCUGACUAG